Molecule: messenger RNA, 1557 nt
Organism: Hyaena hyaena (striped hyena)
Lineage: Eukaryota; Metazoa; Chordata; Mammalia; Carnivora; Hyaenidae
Gene: RETREG1
Product: reticulophagy regulator 1
Exons: 9
Coding region: 1-1506 (501 amino acids)
Biological process (GO): reticulophagy; negative regulation of neuron apoptotic process
Cellular component (GO): endoplasmic reticulum membrane
Source: RefSeq, a predicted model, not a curated record
AUGGCGAGCCCGGCGCCUGCGGAGCACGCCGCGGAGGGAUGCCCGGCCCCGGCUGCCGCGGAGCGGGCGCCGCCGCCGCCGCCGCCGCCGCCGCCGCCGCCCCGGGCUCCCCCCGAGGAGCAGGGAGAGGAGGCGCGGGAGGAGGGGGCGGUGGCGGUCAUCGCGGGCCGACAGGUGGAGGAGGCCGCGGGCGGGGCGGCCGCCGCCGUGACCUGGCUGCUGGGGGAGCCGGUGCUGUGGCUGGGCUGCCGCGCGGAAGAGCUCCUGAGCUGGGAGAGGCCGCUGCGCAGCCUGCUCGCCUUCGUCGGGGCCAACCUGCUGUUCUGGUUCCUUGCACUGACUCCGUGGAGAGUGUAUCACCUGAUUUCUGUCAUGAUACUUGGGCGUGUCAUUAUGCAAAUAAUAAAGGAUAUGGUUUUGUCUAGAACUAGAGGUGCACAGUUGUGGAGAAGCCUCAGUGAAAGCUGGGAAGUUAUCAAUUCCAAACCAGAUGAAAGACCAAGGCUCAGCCACUGUAUUGCAGAAUCAUGGAUGAAUUUCAGCAUAUUUCUUCAAGAAAUGUCUCUUUUUAAACAGCAGAGCCCCGGCAAGUUUUGUCUCCUGGUCUGCAGUGUAUGCACAUUUUUUACAGUCUUGGGAAGUUACAUUCCUGGGGUUAUACUCAGCUAUCUACUGUUACUGUGUGCAUUUUUGUGUCCACUGUUUAAGUGUAAUGAUAUUGGACAAAAAAUAUAUAGCAAAAUCAAGUCAUUUCUGCUGAAACUAGAUUUUGGAAUUGGAGAGUAUAUUAAUCAGAAGAAACGUAAGAGAUCUGAAGCAGAUAAAGAAAAAAGCCAGAAAGACGACAGUGAAUUAGACCUUUCAGCUCUUUGUCCUAAGAUUAGCCUCACGGUUGCUGCGAAAGAGCUGUCCGUGUCUGACACAGACGUGUCUGAGGUCUCCUGGACUGACAAUGGGACCUUCAACCUUUCAGAAGGAUACACUCCACAGACGGACACUUCGGAUGAUCUUGACCGGCCUAGCGAAGAAGUUUUCUCUCGAGACCUUUCCGAUUUUCCAUCUGUAGACAAUGGCAUGGGAACAAAUGAUGAAGAUGAAUUCAGCCUCGGCUUGCCCACUGAGCUCAGGAGAAAAAAGGAGCAGUUGGACAGUGGUCCCAGAGCAAGCAAAGAGAGGCAGUCAGCCGCUGGUCUCACCCUUCCUCUGAGCAGUGACCAAACCUUUCACUUGAUGCGUAACCUGGCUGGGGAUGCCAUUACGGCUGCGGUGACUGCUGCCAUCAAAGAGCAGUUAGAGGGCGCUGCGCAGCAAGUGCUCUCUCAGGCUGCCCCCAGCCCAGGAGAGGACACAGACACUGAAGAAGGUGAUGACUUUGAACUACUUGACCAGUCAGAGCUUGAUCAAAUUGAGAGUGAAUUGGGACUUGCACAAGACCAGGAAGCAGAAGCACAGCAAAAUAAGAAGCCUUCGGGCUUCCUUUCAAAUCUACUCGGAGGAGGCCAUUAGUCUGGGAAUCAACUGGUUCAACACAGCACAGAUAUAACUACCAAAAAAUUA